Baudoinia panamericana UAMH 10762 is the source of this 2458-nucleotide messenger RNA. RefSeq lists its product as uncharacterized. The record is from RefSeq and is a predicted model, not a curated record. Lineage: Eukaryota; Fungi; Ascomycota; Dothideomycetes; Mycosphaerellales; Teratosphaeriaceae. The coding region runs from base 474 to 2225 and encodes 583 amino acids. The transcript has 2 exons.
GGCUUCUGGCACACGUCUCGCUUCCCUGUGCGUCUCACGUUGCGCCUUGUCCGUGCGGCCCCAAACUCGAACUCUGGAACUGCACCUACUUUGGGGGCAAGUGCGGCGCUCGGGUUUCAUGUCGUUUGACUGCCUUCGUCCCAAUCCUCCAAACACACCCCUCUGCCUGUAGUACCAACACUGUAGACGAUAUACUAACUGACAACCACCAACGAGUCAUCAUCUCCCUCGGCCGAGGCAGUAAAGCGUGAGAUCCGCUUGUGCUGCGCCGUGCUGUGCCAUCCGCCAUCCAGCAGCCGCCGCACACUCUCCGCCUGCAGCGCCGAUCGACUGUGCUACUGCAACCGUUCCCUUCCCGAACGCUUAACGGACAGCCAACCCACUUCGGGUCGUGCAGUCUUGGUUCGACCCGCUAUUGCCAACGUCAAGACCUCACCAUUUCAACGUCCACUGCCAACCUCACCUUUACCGACAUGUCGACCGCCGUGGCUGCCCCGCCCGCAGUCACCACCACCACCACCACCACCACCCCGUUUGCUGCCAUGCCCCCAUCCAGCACCUCCGUCCUCUCGGCCCCUCCGAGCGCUGAGCCUCCCGCUGCGAAACGAGCGCGAAGUAAUGGUUCACCGGCUGGCGUAGAGAUUACGGCUUCCGCCGAGCGGUCAGCGUCGAGUGGGAAGGCUUCACCUAAUGCCCUCCGAAACGGCGCACCACCCAUGGUCAAAGUGAAGAGAGAACCCGGCUCGCCUUCCCUACAAUCCUCCCGACCUCGACCGAAACGCCUCGACCUAUCCUCAAGCAUGGCGAACAACCGCGGCCCACAAUCCUCACGCCCUUCCGCACCGCUUACAUCACGAGACUCGGCGGGUCUGGCAAUACACGACGUAGGCCUGGCCUGCUUGUCACCCGGCUUCCAAACCCACGACCCCGCCAUGCGAGAACAACUGCAGCGCAGUCUCGACGUCCGAGACCAGCAGAGACAAAUCAUCGAGGCAAGACAAAAGGGCCAGAAACCCAGCAGCUCGCACGAGAACACCACCAGCGGCGCCGGCGACCCCUCCUCCCGACCAGAGAACAGCAACUUCUUCGGCAUGAACAUGCGCACCCCAACCACAUCCCGCCGAAAAGGUCCACCACCGGGCCUCACCAUCUCCGCCCCGUCCGCAGCACAAUUCGCCAACGACCGCGUCAUCCAAUCCGCGCCUAUGCAUCAAACUUUCACCGGACUCGCACCCGGCGAACACCCCUUCACCCGCCACGCGCAACACGGCCCCAGCGCGUUGAGUCAGACCAGCCAUAUCCACCACGUUCCUGCGACGCAGACGAAUAAUCGGCUCCCACCUAUCGCGGAUGUAUUCGCUAUUAAUGACCGCCUCGAGGCGCCGCGGAAUUACUCCGGUCAAUCUCCGUCCUCCCAUCAUAACAACGGCAGCAACAGUAGUAACAACAACAAUAACGCUCAUAUGCCACCCCCGCUCCCGUCACCUAGCUUCCCACCCCCGUCCUUCCAACAACAGUCCCAACAACAGCAGUCGCAACAGAACCAGAACGGAUCGCUCAGCAGCGCCCGAAGCCGCGAAUACCGUUCCGCGGAGGAAGCGGUGCAAGGGCUUUCGGGCGGGAGGGAAGACUUGAUGCCCAAAGUGGUGCAUUAUGGCGGCGUGCAGCCCCCUACACCGCCCUCGCCCAUGCCGCCGCACGGAGGACAUCAGCAGCAGCACCACCAGCAGCACCACCAGCAGUAUUACAGUCACCAAGCUCACCUAUCGUACCAGCCUGCUGCUGCUCCUCACCAACACCAAGCUCCUCCGCUCUCGCAGCAGCAACUCCAUCACGGCAGCGGGAACGGCAGCGGGAGUGGGAGUGGUAGUGGGAACGACGUCCCCUCCUCCCGCCCCGACAUCCUAGCCCGCACCUCGAGCCUCAACGGCAGUCGACGGCGGGGCAGGGAGGAGUAUGAGCGGGAUAACGGCAGUUCGCCGUUGAGUCAGAGCCGGCACGUUCUGGUGGGGGACGGGGCGAAGCGGACGGCUUUUGCUUUUGCGCCGCCGAGGGGCGAACGGGAAAGAGAGAGAGGAUGGGGAGGGGAGGGGAUGGGUGAGAGGGAGAGGGAGAGGGAGAGGGAGGAGGGGGGUGAGGAUUGGAUGGCGGGGAUGAGUGGGGGGGAGAAGAGGGAGGAGUUUUUGCGGUUGUGCGCGCGGGCUUGGGAUUUGAUGCAUUCGUGAUGGAUGGAAUUCUGAGCUUGUGUCUGGAUGGUGGGGGGGGUUUUUGGUUGGCUAGCGGACUGGACGUGCGUUGAGUGGGCGGGCGCUUGGGUUGGGAGCUUGGUGACGUGUCGCCGCGCAGGCAAGCAUGCAGUUGGUAUGUGGUGUUGUGAGCAUGGGCGGUUGGUGUGGCAUCUGGGAACGGCUGGUCUGGUCUGGGAUGGGAUGGAAUGGGAUGGGUCUGUACUGAAGCG